Messenger RNA from Babesia sp. Xinjiang, 1071 nucleotides. RefSeq lists its product as uncharacterized. Lineage: Eukaryota; Apicomplexa; Aconoidasida; Piroplasmida; Babesiidae. The record is from RefSeq and is a predicted model, not a curated record. The transcript has a single exon. The coding region runs from base 1 to 1071 and encodes 356 amino acids.
AUGGAGAUUCUAGGUUUGCGUAUAAGACAGAAUUUAGCGCCUGGAUACGUAGAUUUGAUCACUAACCCAGCACGAUCUGUGAGUUGGCGUAAGUCCGAAUUGAGAACUGAAAGGGGAGAUCAUUGGAGGCUGAUAUAUUCCAGUAAUUUCACUAAAGAGGAUUCAAGUUGCGUAUCUCAGUGCAUACGUCAAAAGCUGUUGUCUACAUCUAUGGGAAUUGAAGUUUCCGAAGAAAUUGUCACAGGUAAAAUUUUAAGUGGUAUAGUUGCAAACACUGAAGGCUCCCGCACUUCUGUAAACUACCAAAACUAUUCAAAUGAGUCUCCUUCAUCUUCAUAUAAAACUGUAGGGGUGCUUCGAAUCGACCUUGUGAGGUCUUUUUUCGAUGCCCUAUCUGGCGGGGGGAAUACGUCACUUCUCAAUAUGUCUCAACAUUGCGGUAACGAAAAAAGAAAAGAUGAUAAUCUUUACAAUGACGAGAAGCCUAUGACGGAUAAAGGAUACGCUGCCAUUCGUAGAACCUUAUCACCAAAGAAGAUAGGCGAUCAUAAUGGCCUUAGGGGAAGGAUCUCGACACAGGAUUACGACUCUGACGCAAAAGUCGGGCCUUUGCAAUCAAAAGAUGUAUCAUGGCCUGAAACGCGUGGAUCGAGUAAAAUUGAUGUUCCUAUGAUCAAUGAGGUUAACAGCUACAGCGCAACAUCGUGGCAAUUUGACAACGCGAGUAAAAAGAAAUCGCUGGCUCAUCCUGAACUACAUAAGCUUCCAGGUGAUUCUUCGUCUGAAAGAUCUCUGGAACCUGUCAAGAAUUGCCACCCAGAUUCCGCGCCAGCGGCUGAUGCAAGCAGAACUUAUGAAUCAACACGCGAUGCGAACGUUGUUCGACCUGAGAAUUCCACUGGUUUGCAGUGCUUGAAAACAAUGAUGGUCAAGUAUAAAAGUGUUUUGGAGACAAAGAGCGACCAUGGUGAAGCUCAUCUUUAUGGCCAACGCAAAAACGAUAUGAACACUUAUGCGCGAAUGUGUUGGCACAAGAUAACAUUCGAUGACUGUAGGCGUACAAAAAAGUGA